Molecule: messenger RNA, 880 nt
Organism: Pecten maximus
Lineage: Eukaryota; Metazoa; Mollusca; Bivalvia; Pectinida; Pectinidae
Product: 26S proteasome non-ATPase regulatory subunit 1-like
Exons: 4
Coding region: 138-371 (77 amino acids)
Source: RefSeq, a predicted model, not a curated record
GCUUGUAAUUCUUGUAGGAUGAAGAUGAAAAAGAGAAAAAGGAAGAAGAAGAAAAGGCUGAAAAAGAGAAAGCAGAAAAGGAGAAGGCAGAAAAAGAAAAAGCUGAAAAAGAGAAGAAAGAGCCAGAACCUAACUUUAUGAUGUUGUCUAACCCAGCACGUGUGAUGAAGGCUCAACUUAAAGUCCUAACUCUCCCUGACGGCCGAUACGUCCCUGUCAAAGAUGUGUCUAAUGGCGGUAUCAUCAUGCUGAGUAACACCAAGCCAGAGGAACAGGAGGACAUCAUAGAGCCUGUCGCUGCUGGUGGGCCAAAGACUGAGGAGGAGGAGGAACCCGAACCCCCAGAGCCAUUCGAGUGGACCGAAGAUUGACGAGUCACAUAGGAGUCAAUUAACAGAUGACUGGAUAUUGACCUUGAACGAAAUUUCAUUGGAUUAUAUUUAGAAGUCGUUUUUAGUGUUUUCAUUAAUUUAAACAGUCAAUAAAAUUAACUCAAUUGUUUUUAUUUGAAGUUAAGAAAUAGAACUUCCUUAAAGAAAAAAAUGCCUACAAAGUGCUUUAUUGAAACGAAGAGUACCACAUUGGAUUACUUGUGGAAGAAGAUCGCGCAGAGGCCUACAGCUACACAAUAGAUGUGGUGGACAAAAUAUGGACAAAUUAACUAGUGACUACAUGAAGAGUAUUUCAUAUAACAAUGUAUAUGUAUAACAUAUAGAUAAAUUACACGUAACGAAGGUACAUCGAUCAGCUACUUCCAAAAUGAGGAGAGUAGAUAAAAAAUUACCGGACUUAAACAUCAGAUUCGGUUAUAACUGCCUGGCAUGAUUUUUUAAUUGAUGUUGUCUCCAAUUAUUGUGACAAAUAAAAUCUUCUCACUUAA